Molecule: messenger RNA, 2582 nt
Organism: Salvelinus namaycush (lake trout)
Lineage: Eukaryota; Metazoa; Chordata; Actinopteri; Salmoniformes; Salmonidae
Exons: 7
Coding region: 1-1644 (547 amino acids)
Source: RefSeq, a predicted model, not a curated record
AUGCUCGAAUCAAUAAAAGUCACUGAAAGGCUCCAUUGGCCAGAGAUGGAGCAGUCUAAGAAGUACCUCCUGAGCUCGACAGUGCCGGUAAAGAUGGAGAUCUCUAAGAAGUACUCAAGCCCCACUGUGCCGGACAAGCAGCCUCUGAGCCCCACUCAGGUGUGUCUGGAGAAGCUGUCCUCCAGCAUCCUCAAGGACCUCUUCACCACAGGAACCAGCAGCUACAAUGUGCUCCUGCAGGGCGAGGAGGAGGAGAGACAGAGCCCAAAGCACUCCCCGUACCGCAGGCCCAAGAAGACUGUGAGAUGUGCCUCUACAUCCAGCAGGUCACAUGAUAACCACCGCCAUCCGUCUGUAACUCCUCUGUUACUGUUGGGCCAGCAGGGCAGCGGAGACACCAGGAACACCAGGCACUCCUCCCACCACCAUGUCUUCUCCUCCGCCUCAGGGGGCUUCGCCAGCGGACAAAAGGCAGCCCACAGCAUCACGGUCCUGGGUAGCACCAUGGGCCUGUCCCCCCGCCCUGUUGCCGGGCCACGGAAGACCUGCUUUUCCAGCUCACCCCGUACCAAGCUGCCCUCGCUGCCCAGAGGAGGGGCAAUGCGGGAAGGGGAGAACGCCGGAAUCAAGAAGCUUUGCAUCCUCACUGCCAUCAAGCCAUCCAAUGUGGAGAAGGAGAAGGUGAAGUUCUUCAAGUCUGACUUUAGCUACAAUCCUCAGUUUGAGUACAGCAACCCCGUGUCUCCGCUGGUGCUGGCUCGCCACAACAAUGCCUCCGACCGCUUCCUGACACAGGCGGUGCGUAUCAUGGAGUUGGCCCUCCAGAAGUAUGGGAAUUAUGAGAAGUUUGAGCAAGCCACAGGAGGCAACCUGCUCACCAAGUGCCGUAUCUGGUACCUGGUCAAGAAGUACAUGGAAAAGGAGGGUUGUAUUGGGGAGAUAGUGGUCAACGUGACAGAUGACCUCCUCUCCAGAGCGUCCAUGACGGUGGUGAACAGCCGGCCCACUCUGACCAUCAACAUUGCCACAGCCCGGGAACACUGGUUGGAGGGCAUGCUACGACACGAGAUCGGCACACACUACUUCCGGGGCAUCAACAACACCCAGCAGCCGUGGAACAGCGGAGUCGGCAGGAAGAAGCACAACCUCCGACCUUUGAACCCCACGGAGGAGGGGCUGGCCAGCAUCCAUUCUGUCCUGUUCCGUAAGGACCCUACCCUGUGGAGGGCUGCCUUGCUCUACUACACUGUGUACCAGGCCAGCCGCAUGUCCUUCUCUCAGCUGUUCCACAGCCUGGGAUGCUUCGUCCAGGACCCCAACACACGCUGGGACUAUUGUGUACGAGCCAAGAGGGGACAGACCAACACCGCACAGCCAGGUUGUUUCAGUAAGGACCAGGUUUACCUGGAUGGCAUCCUGAAGAUUCUGAGACACAGAGAGAAGAUUGACUUCCAGCUGCUAAUGUCCCUGGGGAAGGUGUCGUACGAGGACGUGGAUCGGCUGAAAGGCCUGGCGCAGAUGGAGCCCGUGAGGAUACCUCACUUCCUGCAGGACACAGCGUGCUACGCUGAACAGCUGGAGAAGAUUAUGGAGGUCAACCAGCUGACUGACGAGGAGCUCGGGGUGCUCAUCCGAGAGGACUAGUGGGCCUGCACACUCAGUUACUCCAGCACAUAGCUUUUAUAGGUUAACAGCAACCGGACCAAGAUCCAUUUGGGAUUGAAACGUUUUGUAAAUAACAAAGGCAUAGAGGUUGUUAUAAGGUUGUUAUAAAGGUAUGUGUUGGAGUACGUGAGUGUGCGGGUUCUUCUGUCCCAGUACCCCAUGAAAAGUGACCAUAUGCUCCUCAUCUGAGCAUACCCAGAAAGAAGUGACCCCUGACCCUCCAGCAUGCCACACUUCCACCGAGCUACUGAGCUACCGAAACCUCAUUAAAGUCAGUGACAUCAUUCACAGUGACAACCCUGCAUCUCUCACUACCAUCCCCAACAGGCAAAAUGGCAUAUGAUGUCAUGAUGAUGUAGUUUCCUGGUUGAAAACGGGUAGCUGUGUGACGUGACAUGACUUGUGCAGCGUACUGUAUUGUAUGUAGGGUUUCCCUCUCCAUCUCUCCAUCUCUCUCUUGCACCCCAAAGCUAAGUGCACUUCUAUUUUCAAUCUUCUGUUCCAAAAACUAAUGGGUUCCUAUGCUUUUACUGUGCCCUUGGUUGGUUGCUGUUCUGAUAGUUGAUGUUCAGGGAAUUACCCAUGAACCAGAGAGAGUGUGUGGUUGUCAGGAUCGGGCUGCAGUAUGAGACAUACAGGAGAGAGAUGGCUAUGGUAUCAUAAAAGCACAACACUGAUUCAUGAUGUGCCAGGUCACAGUGGAGGAAGGCAUGUGGAAGACGCAACCUAACGAAGCACAAGACAGCAGCAUAGUGCUGAGAUAGUAGGAUUGUGAUAGCAUAGAAGUGCAUUGUGGAUCAUAUGUAUUUGUGCCCCGUUGAUGUAUCCGGCAAGAGGUUACCUUGGUGCAGCAGCAUCAAUCUCUACAAACACCCACCGUCUUAAGAUUUGCACUUUUCUCUCCAGAAUUUAUAACC